Molecule: messenger RNA, 711 nt
Organism: Tetrahymena thermophila SB210
Lineage: Eukaryota; Ciliophora; Oligohymenophorea; Hymenostomatida; Tetrahymenidae
Product: NADH-ubiquinone oxidoreductase 1, chain, putative
Exons: 4
Biological process (GO): mitochondrial electron transport, NADH to ubiquinone; mitochondrial respiratory chain complex I assembly
Cellular component (GO): membrane
Molecular function (GO): 4 iron, 4 sulfur cluster binding; NADH dehydrogenase activity
Source: RefSeq, a predicted model, not a curated record
AUGAAAAUAUGCUUAAAUCGAAAUAACUAAAUUAUAUUUUAUUGGUACAACUUAGGUUAUAUUUAGAGAAGUAAUAUUCAUGAAGAAGCACCUAAUACUAGCGUUGAAGCAAAGCAUCACAAUAAAACUUUCUAUGAUCCCAUUUUAGAUAUUGAUGAGGAUUUGAAGGAUGAUAUUCGUCUUUAUGGAAGAGACAAACCUGAUGAAUUGGAUUUCACAGAUGUUUGGGAAUCAUCUUAUUAAAAUAUUAUUUGUCCUGAAUAUUUCUAUCACUUCUGGUUCUGCGGUAUUGUUUAUUCAUUUGAACCUGAAUGGACCAUUAACUAUCCCUUCGAAAAGGGUCCUCUUUCACCAUUAUUCAGAGGUGAACACGCUCUCCGUAGAUAUCCUACCGGUGAAGAAAGAUGUAUUGCUUGCAAACUCUGUCAAAGUGCUUGCCCUGCUAGAGCUAUCACUAUCGAAACUGAACCUAGACCUGAUGGUUCCAGACGUACAGUUAGAUACGAUAUCGAUAUGACUAAGUGUAUUUAUUGUGGUUUCUGUUAAGAAGCUUGCCCUGUUGAUGCUAUUGUUGAAGGUCCUAACUAUGAAUAGACUGCUUACUUGCAUGAAGAUUUAUUCUACGAUAAAUAUAAAUUAUUAGAAAAUGGUGACAAAUGGGAACCUCAAAUUGCUAGAAAUAUUGAAUACUUAAUUAAUCAACCUCUUUGA